This is a messenger RNA of Colletotrichum abscissum, 1605 nucleotides long. RefSeq lists its product as uncharacterized. The transcript has a single exon. Gene Ontology annotation, molecular function: phospholipid binding. The coding region runs from base 1 to 1605 and encodes 534 amino acids. Gene Ontology annotation, cellular component: fungal-type vacuole membrane. Gene Ontology annotation, biological process: vacuole fusion, non-autophagic. NCBI's taxonomy places the organism in Eukaryota, Fungi, Ascomycota, Sordariomycetes, Glomerellales, Glomerellaceae. The record is from RefSeq and is a predicted model, not a curated record.
AUGGCAUCGCAAGGCGCACCAGGCGACUCCCGCCCCAUAACCCCAACUCCCUCACAACUCCCGCCGGUCCCCGCGUCGCCAGUCUACUCCCUCGCCUCGACCGCGAACCCGCUCUCCUCCUACCAUCUGCCCCUUCCGCCACCACCGCAACCCGUACACGCCGUCCUCACAAAGUCCGACUUAGAGUCUUCCCAGACCGCCUACACCGACCUCAUCCAGUCCGCAAAGGCCUACCGCAUCGCCCUCGCAUCCCUCUCCACCGCAGCCUCCGCCUUCGGCUCCGCACUCGAAUCCUGCGCAAGGCUCAAAGAAGCCCGCGCAGAGUCUCUAUCGGGCGGCAUAAACGGCCUCUCGGGAGGCGGAGGCGGUGGUGGCGGCGGAGGCCUGUUGUCGGCAAGUUUCACGGCCGGCGGACCAAAGGGAUCCUGCACCGCCGACCUGCUUCUCUCCGCCUCGGGCGUCCACCAUCUGGUCGCGAACCACCAGCAGAUUCUCUCCGAGACCGUCUACCGCGACUUCGAGGUCCCUUUACUUCACGAGCUAGACCAAUGGCGACAGCGCGUCGACGACGAGGAGGAGGCCUACGUGCGCGAGGUCAAGGCCCGCAACGCCGAGAUCAGGAAGCUGGAAAAGGAAGGGCUGAAGCUGCAUAAGCAGCGCAGGAGAGACGUGGGCAAGUUCAGGGCACACCUGGUGGACCUGACGACGAGGCUUGACGGGUUGACUUCCCUGCACGGGGAGCACGCGCGGACGCUGCUGCGGGAGAGCCAGGAUACCAGCGGGCGGAUCCUCGAAUCGUCGUGUAGUCUUGUGCGCGCCGAGGUCGAUAUCUUUGAGUCGCUUGCGCGCAAAGGGUGGAGCGGCGGCGGGCUGGACGAGUUGUUGGAAAAGGGCGCAGAUCUGUUUGCCAGCGACGAGGUCGGUGACCACUCUGGGCUGGGCAGCGUUAUUGGCGGUGGUGUAGGCGGUGGCGGCGGGUCGGCCGAGACGGCCAAGCUGUUUAGCAUUCUCCCGCCCAAGAGUAUCCUCGCGGACGCGGCGUCGGAUAUGACGAGGCGAGGGGGCCACGCGCGGGGCGAUAGUUUGCUCAGCGACCCGGAGCGGUACCAGAGUCUCGCUGCCGCCGCGGGAGGGCCGUCGCCCGGCUUCGGCGGCGACGACAACGAUACGGAUAGCAUCUUUUCCGAGACGAAUUUCAACCGACCCAGGGGCGUGAGACCGUUCUCACCCCAGCCUAUCCGGCGGCACGCUACCGACGUUACGUUUGACAGUCUGGGGGUCGGUCUGAGUGAGGAGUCGAGGGGACAAGAGGACAAGACCCCUGAGAAUGAGGUGGAACAGAGGCGGCAUGAUGUGCUCGAGGAGGAAGAUGAGGACGAGACUCUCGGGGAGAGGCCGAAUUGGGGCGACGAGCCGGUUGACUCCAAAAGUCAUACUGAAAGCGGAGAAGAAGAAGAAGAACAAGAAGGAGAGUCUGCGGCGUUGCUUGGAGACACUGCCGUCGUGGAAGAUACCACCGCGCAAGACGGGGCGGCAAUCGCGAGCGGGUCGGAGGAGAGGGGGCGGCCUGGACGGCGGUGGAGUGUGAAUGAAGACGACGCCUAG